AUGGAAUCUGCGUCGUCAAAGGCAGAGGCGCUCAGGCUCCAGAUUCUGAAGGCAGAGAGCGAAUUGGAGGCACUGCGGUCCCAGCUGGAAGAAUUCGAGGCGCAACCCGUUCCCCAGAAUGCAAGCCCGGGCCCGGUCUUCAACGCACAGUCGCGCGACUGGAAGUGGCCGUUGAAGAAGGACGAGUACGCCCGGUACGGCCGCCAGCUUAUCCUGCCUACUGUAGGCAUCCAGGGGCAACUCCGUCUCAAAUCAACAUCUGUACUCAUUGUGGGUGCGGGAGGGUUGGGGUGUCCUGCUGCAGCCUAUCUGGCAGGGGCUGGCGUGGGAACUCUGGGUAUCGUCGACGGAGACGCCGUCGAGGAGUCCAACCUGCACCGUCAGAUUGCCCACAGCACCGCCAAACUGGGCCAAAGGAAGGUUGACAGCCUUGGGCACUACUGUGAGACCCUGAACCCGGAAGUCUGCAUCGUCACACACGCAACCCAUCUCACCCCCGACAACGCCGAAGGGAUCGUGUCCAAGUUCGACCUUGUACUGGACUGUACGGAUCACCCAACCUCACGAUAUCUGAUCUCGGACAUUUGUGUUCUCCUACAGAAGCCUCUGGUGUCAGCGUCGGCACUGAGGACAGAUGGCCAACUGAUCGUUCUCAAUAAUCCAGCAGAACCGCAAGGCAGCUUGGGAGGUGGUCCUUGCUACCGGUGUGUGUUCCCUAAGCCACCGCCUCCCGAGAGCGUGGUCAGUUGCGGCGAGGGAGGUAUACUGGGUCCUGUGGUCGGCGUCAUGGGGGUUCUGCAAGCCCUCGAGGCCAUCAAGCUCAUCUCUGCUGGGGUUGGUGCCCAACCCAAGAACCCCCGUGCGCCAGCCUUGCUCCUCUUCUCCGCCUCCGGGCCCACGACCUUCCGAUCCAUGAGAAUGCGUGGCAGAAGAACAAACUGCUUCGCAUGUUCUGCGUCGUCCACCCUAUCCCUGGCGGCGCUCAAAUCCGGGCUUCUCGAUUACGUGCAGUUCUGCGGCGUCGCGGCGCCAGUGAGUGUGCUGAGACCCGAGGAACGGAUCGCAGCGGCAGCCUACAACAAGCUGUUGGGCCAAAACCCUGAAUUGCCACACAUUUUGCUUGACGUGCGUGAGAAGGAGCACUACGAUAUAGCUAGCAUACCCGGAGCUGUCAACGUGCCGUUCUCGUCGUUUCAGCUACGCAAGACGGAUUCGGAGCAUCCAAAGCCAGAUUGGCUACCAGGGGACCUUCCCUAUGAUGCCCCCAUCUACGUUGUCUGCCGGGUCGGUAACGACUCGCAGCUGGUCACCCGAAUCCUCAAAGAGAUGGGCCUGGAUGGAGGAGGUAAGCGCUUUAUAGGAGAUAUCCGAGGGGGGAUGCGAGCGUGGAAGCAAGAGGUAGACGACACAACGCCGUUCACAUGA
This is a messenger RNA of Neoarthrinium moseri, 1425 nucleotides long. RefSeq lists its product as uncharacterized. Gene Ontology annotation, molecular function: thiosulfate-cyanide sulfurtransferase activity; adenylyltransferase activity; URM1 activating enzyme activity. Gene Ontology annotation, biological process: protein urmylation; tRNA wobble position uridine thiolation. The record is from RefSeq and is a predicted model, not a curated record. Lineage: Eukaryota; Fungi; Ascomycota; Sordariomycetes; Amphisphaeriales; Apiosporaceae. Gene Ontology annotation, cellular component: cytosol; cytoplasm. The transcript has a single exon. Bases 1 to 1425 code for a protein of 474 amino acids.